Molecule: messenger RNA, 939 nt
Organism: Meleagris gallopavo (turkey)
Lineage: Eukaryota; Metazoa; Chordata; Aves; Galliformes; Phasianidae
Source: RefSeq, a predicted model, not a curated record
UCUAAUUAUUAUGGUUUGUUCAUCCGUUAUUCUGUCUCCAGAAUUUCAAAGAAUAUUCCUACAACGAAAGAUGUUGAACCACUGCUUGAAAUUGAUGGAGAUAUACGGAACUUUGAAGUAUUUUUAUCUUCACGAACACCUGUUCUUGUAGCACGUGAUGUAAGAACAUUUUUGCCAUGUACUGUCAACUUAGAUCCCAAACUACGAGAAAUCAUUGCAGAUGUUCGUGCUGCAAGAGAUCAAAUGAAUAUAGGAGGACUUCCUUAUCCCACAUUGCCUUUACAUGAGGCACCUGCCAGAGCAGCAUCUCUGUUCAGUCAGCCUUCAUCAGCCUGCUCUUCUACAACCUCUUUUAAUGGACCUUUCAACAGUGGAGUUCUAUCACCCCAACCUCACAGCAGUUACUAUAGUGGUAUGACAGGACCUCAGCAUCCGUUCUACAAUCGGCCAUUCUUUGCCCCAUGUAUUUACAUGCCAAGGUAUUACCCUGGCAGUUAUCAUCUCAUCUCACGUCCACUAAAAACGAGUUUGUCCAGAGAUCAGAGCAAUGGCCUAGAUGUUAUCAAGGAGGAUGCUGAUGAGGGGCUUUCUUCACCCACAGACCCCUCAAUGCUGUGUAAGUCUGGGUUAAGCAGACCAAGACAGGGAGGAGGAGCAGGUGCAGGACCAACCACAGGAGUUUCACAUGUCUCUCUGAGCACAAUGAGUGUGGAAACUGUAUGUGAGAAGCUAAAGCAGAUAGAUGGUCUGGACCAGAGUAUGCUGCCUCAGUACUCUGCAAUUAUAAGAAAGGCGAAUAUAAAUGGCCGUGUCUUGGCUCAGUGCAACAUCGAUGAACUGAAAAAAGAAAUGAAUAUGAAUUUUGGUGACUGGCACCUGUUCAAGAGCAUGGUAAGACUUCUUCAGUAUUCCAGGACAUCAUAAAUUAGUCUUUUCUAU